AUGAACCAAGUCAAAUCCAAAUACGAAGCUCAAAAUUAUAAAGAAUAUAAUAGUCCGCCUGUAAGUAUAUCAUCGUCAGAAGCUCCUAAAUUUUUAGUUGGGCAAUUUAAACAAGAAACCAUAUUUAGUUUUUUGAAUUAUUACUAUUGCAAAAAUAAUAAAAGUGGAAGAGAAUGGAAGAAAUUUGUUCUAGUUUGUCAUGAAGCUGUAUUUGUUCAAAUAUUUAGAAAUUGUAUAACAAGCGUUGAUAGGUGGUAUAGACGUGAUUUUAAAGAAGUGAAAACUCAAAUGAAUGUUUUUAAAUAUUAUGAAAAUAAUGAAGCUAUUUUCUUAGAUAUAUGUACACGAUCAGAAGGUGGAGAAGACAUAGAAGGAAAUAAAAAUUGA
Entrophospora candida is the source of this 387-nucleotide messenger RNA. NCBI's taxonomy places the organism in Eukaryota, Fungi, Glomeromycota, Glomeromycetes, Entrophosporales, Entrophosporaceae. The record is from the annotation of a GenBank genome assembly.